CAACAGCUGACCUUUACUUCUGAGUCCACACCCCGCCAAAUCCCCGCCAUUCCUGGCAGUCCCCCCACGAAUCAUGGCCACACCUGCAACGAAAUCCCUUUUUUUGCUCUGCCUCUCCUUGGCGGUCUUGAUGCCUGCGAGGCUCGCGGCGGCGAACACCCUUCCUUCACCAAAUCUUUUGGCGCGCGAUGGAGUUAUCCAGAACAUUCAAGCGAGAAAUCUGUCGACCUGGCUGGACAACAUCCCAUCACAGUGCCAAGUCCAGUGCGAUGUCGUUGUCGGAGCUGCACACAACUGCCAAUACCUGAGUUGCGUUUGCACGACCACGAACGCGGAAGACCUUGUCACAUGCGCAAAUUGUAUCGUCGCGUUGAACCCCGGACAGCCUGGUAUCGUGGCCACGAACCAAGCAAUUCUCGAUGAGUGGACCAACUCCUAUUGCGCGGAUUAUCCAACACCCCCUCUCUAUAUAACACCCCCCGGUGGUUCGUCGUCGUCAUCCUCGGCCAGCGCAUCAGCUACAUCAUCCGGGUCUGGUUCUCUUGCUACCUCCGUGGUGAAGAGUGGUGCUCCAUCACCUCGUGCUAUCUAUAUACCGUCGCUGGUGUUUUUGCAAGAUGUCCAACACGCCCCCCUCAACGCUAUCACGCCGUGCGGUAAUCAGGUGGCCGGUCUCCCUGUGGCAGUAACGCUGUAUGUUGAUGAUGCUGACCGUGUCGCAGAGCUAAGUGCCGUAGUUGUUGAAAAUGCCGACCGUGUCGCAGAGCUGAGUGCCGUAGUUGUUGAAAAUGCCGUGGAUGACGUUGAAUUUGAGUUGACCGAUAUGGAGGUCCCAUUGGAUGUACCUGACGCUUCCAAAACAUGCGUCCGCAAACUCUACAGGGUCCGCGCAAAGAAGGACUUACGUCUAACAGAGUUGUACUAUUACUGCACGCCGUUGAACACUGGUAGAACGGAGGUGACGCUGAGAGGGGCACUGUUGGUGUCGCGACUCGAUAUCCCAUUGGAGUCUGGCUUUUCCGAAGCCAUUGCCACGGACUUGAAGAUCAUGUUCGAAGACAUGGUGCACGUUGAACUGGCAAGCAGACGACUAGGUCACGUCGUUUUUGAUGAGUGGCCUCAGUUCUCUGGCACUCCAGGGUAUAGCCCUUGUGGUUGGGAGGAUACUAUCAGUGACCAGGAGUUUGAUAUGCUUCAGGAGUUUGAAAUCCCUGAUUUCCUCUCUUAA
Molecule: messenger RNA, 1228 nt
Organism: Laccaria bicolor S238N-H82
Lineage: Eukaryota; Fungi; Basidiomycota; Agaricomycetes; Agaricales; Hydnangiaceae
Exons: 11
Coding region: 74-1228 (384 amino acids)
Source: RefSeq, a predicted model, not a curated record